AUGUCUGGGCUAUCAAAGGUAAAAAUAAUGUGAUAACUGAAUCAUCUUGUAGGUCUGUGUAGUUUAAUUUUUUACCAUAAUGAAAAAACCUGCUGAAGCAAUACAUGUCACUUUCACUGUCUUUUGAAGGUUCUCUCAAAAAAUUAUUAGACUUUCAACACUGGAAAUUGAAUGAUAUAUUGAUUGGUUAUUAUUUUACAACCAGCAAAUAAAACAGUCACUUACCAGUACAUGUAGAGUUUCAAAAAGAAUGGAAGUUAAUAGUUUAAUAGGAGUACAUAUUUGUUAUAUGCAUUCCAUGCACAGUUACAUCUUACUGUAUAUGUAUGUUGGUAGAAGUCAGGAGGUUGAUGAAAUCAACAUGCAUCACAUACAGUACAUGUAUCUGACUUUAUGCUAUUAGGCAGAGCCUGCAUGCAAAUUUAGAAAGAAGUUGAUUUUCUUUCUUAAUUCUUUACCUCAAUUCUUUAUCUCAAAACUUACAUUUCUAUCUACAAACAUUAUGCUAUCAACAUUAUCGAUCCUAGCAGUAUAUGGGAUGCGUGUCAUAUGCACUUCAUAUAAGACCUUGCUCACUGUAGAGUCUCUGUGGCUCAGUGGUAGAGUUUCUUUCUUAAAAAUUACUAUGUUAGCAUGUAGGGUGGUAUGUUGCUGGCAUCAAUCACAUCGCCGCAUUUGGGUUUGUAUCUCACACUAAUCAGAUUUCCGCAUAUGGGUAUGUAUCUUGCACCAAUCAGAUUGCUGCAUUAUGGUAUUAUCUUGCACCAAUCAUAUCACAGCAUUUGGAUAUCUUGCACCAGUCAUGGUGUUUGGGAAUUGUUUCCUUGGAAAUGAUGUCAUGGAAUCAGGGGGCUGUGCACAAGGAAUGACAUUUGAAAAAGGGUGACCAUAAAUUUUGGGCUCAUUUGAUUAGUUUAAUGGUUUGUGGCCUUCACAAAAGCCUCGUUGAUUGAGAUCAAGAUUUAUCUGGAUAUAAAAGGUUUGCAUUUAACCUUUUUGUAUCAUUUUUAAGCUAAAGUGUGUUUUUUGCUGCCGAACAACUGAUAUUCCAGCACGUACCAUGAAAACAACACCCAAAGUCCAAUGAGAAAACACCCAAUCUUCUACUACAUGAACAUUAUGCAAUUUUUUAUGUGUUUGAAUUGUAUUCUACCAAUCAAAUUCGGUUUUGCUAAAUUAAACUUUGCUCCAUCAUGUGUCAUUUCCUUGUAAACAAACUGUAUUUAAUCAUGUAUUCUAACUGCAUUGUCGAACCGCUCUGGAAAAAAUCUACAUGGAACUAAAUGCUACUGAUAGUGAAUUUUCCACACAGUUCUCCUGUAUUUUGACUUUUUCUAGGAAAAAAAUUGGCUUUUAGCUGCCUUUGAGUGAAUUCAAUCACGUCUUAUUUCCUUGUAAACAACCUGUAUUUUAUCAUGUGUUUCACACACAGAGGGCAAAGUCCUGAUUGGCAACAACUAAUCAAGGAACCCCCUUUAAUAUAUUAUCCUUUUGUCUUGUUCACUGUUUCUUCACUUAUUCGAGAUGGCAAUAUAUCUUUGGUUAGGGUCUAUUGGAAAUACAGCAGAGUUUCACUUUGCUUUUCAUGGUAAAAUUAUGUAGAAUUAUAUUUUUGGGGCAAAAAUAGGUGAAUAAGUUUGAUUUUCUUUCUGUUUGAGCAACAGCAGUAAGCAUAGUCUCUUUCACAACUGUUAUUUGGUCUCAUCAUGCAUUGCGCUCUCUCUCCAAUGGGGAAUAUAUGGUGUUGUGUGACGAGACCAAACAAGGGCUGCGAAGGAGGCAACAUUAAGUGUGGCAUGGAUGCAUUCUAUUUUUGCAUAGUAGUAUUAUGACAAUAGAGUCAAUAGACUACAAAAUACCUGUGCAAGUUCAGAUAAAUUUUUUUUUCUUUCUGUUAUGGUGAAGUAAUGCAAUAUUUUCAUCUUUUUGAAAGUUAUGCCUUUUUUCUGUUACAAAAAUGAGAACAUUAGACACUCAAAGUGUCCCAUCUCAACCCGCCCAGCCUAAAAAGUAACUCUUGCAUGCUAUGUAUGCCUAUGUUUAACAUAUUGCUGCCCCAAUUCCUUGCUAAGGAGCUAUUAUGGUAAAAAUCCUUAUGUAGGCACAGCUGUGCACCAUAACAUGAUGUAUGCAAUUUUUCUACAUGAACUAGCAAUUCCAUAUUCAUUGUAGGAAACGUUUAAAUAAUUUUUUAAGACUUCUUGUUUUACUCUGAUAGGACUUUGACAUCACCAGUGUAGCCUCUACAUCACAAGACAGCCAAGUAAACAGGAAGCUGAGAGUCACUUUGCUAAGCAGAGCGUGGAGAUCAUCAACCGAUGGAGACUUGUCAACCAUCAACAGAGAACUAGCCAUACAGCUAGCUAAACACUCUAAUGUGGAAGUUAGUGUCUUUCUUCUACAAUGUGAUGAAGAAGACAGAAACAAUGCAGCAAGUCACCAUGUGCAGCUUGUUAAAGCAAAAAAAAAAGUGAUUGGGUGCAAUCCAGUUGACUGGCUGAGGAAUGUCCCAGAUGGACAUGUCAUGGAUUGUGUAGUAGGACAUGGAGUAAGUCUUGGCAAACAAGUGCAGUUCAUUAGAAAAGAUCACCAAUGCAAAUGGAUCCAGGUUGUUCACACUGCCUCAGAAGAACUUGGAAUGUACAAAAACAUUUGGCAAGGUGAACAACUGCACAAAAUAGAAGUAGAAUUGUGUGAGAUGGCUGAUCAAAUUGUAGCAAUUGGACCCAAGCUGACAGAUGCUUACAAGGGUUACCUUCGUGGUAGUAAAAAAGAGCAAAAUGUCAUUAAUCUCACUCCAAGCAUUUUCCUGAAUUUUUGA
Messenger RNA from Pocillopora meandrina, 2821 nucleotides. The record is from the annotation of a GenBank genome assembly. NCBI's taxonomy places the organism in Eukaryota, Metazoa, Cnidaria, Anthozoa, Scleractinia, Pocilloporidae.